Messenger RNA from Cyclopterus lumpus (lumpfish), 3214 nucleotides. Its product is annotated as solute carrier family 35 member E2A-like. Gene Ontology annotation, cellular component: Golgi apparatus. The record is from RefSeq and is a predicted model, not a curated record. NCBI's taxonomy places the organism in Eukaryota, Metazoa, Chordata, Actinopteri, Perciformes, Cyclopteridae. The coding region runs from base 493 to 1650 and encodes 385 amino acids. The transcript has 9 exons. Gene Ontology annotation, molecular function: antiporter activity.
UGAAAGGGUGUUCAGCUUGAACCGUGUUGUUAGUCUUUCGGGUCGACGCGACGCGUGGAUUGUGAGCAGCCACGUCUUAAAGUCAGGUGCAUGGACUCUCGACCCGGGUGACCCCGACAGAUAGGUGACUUUUGAGCAAUAGUGAGCGUUGAGGAACAUGGCGGACGGCACGGCUCGCUCUGGAGCCUCCGCUCGUUUCGACCCCAGGCUGUCGCCAAAAACACACAGCGGCUAACGUCAACGUGCAACUUCCUCCUUUUAUUCUCUGCUCUCUCGCGGACCGGCCGGGUUUGCAACAGUUUACGGUCCAAGUUGAAGCAGCCGCAGUCCCGGAGAAGCCCUUCAGGGGACACCAGGACCUGAAGCAUCCCAGGCGCUGACUGCAAGACGGUUCACUCAGAAGAUGGACUAACACUCGGAGCUCUCGGGCAAACCCUCACCUCCCUCUCAUCACCCACCUGUUGGGUGGGGGGGCCGGCCCCGCAGGCGGGAAUGCUGGGCAGCAAGCGGUCGCACCAGCUGUGGCGCAUACUGUCGCCGCUCCGCACCCACCAGGAGCGAGUGUUGCUGACCCGCAGCGAGAGCCUGCCGGGGGAGCAGGUGCUGAAGCUCACGGUCACCGAGACGACGGUGAUCGAGGCGGAGGCCGGGGUGUGGAACUGGCGCUCCCUGUCCUACCUGGGCCUCUGGUACUUCUUCAGCUUCUGCACCCUGUUCCUCAACAAGUACAUCCUGUCGCUGCUGGAGGGGGAGCCCAGCAUGCUGGGGGCUAUUCAGAUGCUCUCCACCACCGUCAUAGGCUUCCUAAAGAUGUUUGUGCCCUGUUGCCUGUACCAGCACAAGUCCAGAACUGACUACCCCCCCAACUUCAUCAUGAUCAUGCUGUUUGUUGGGCUCAUACGGUUCUCUACGGUGGUUCUGGGCUUGGUGAGCCUGAAAAAUGUGGCGGUGUCCUUUGCGGAGACGGUGAAGAGUUCGGCACCCAUCUUCACUGUCAUCAUGUCCUGGCUGAUCCUCGGGGAGUACACAGGGCUGUGGGUGAACCUCUCCCUGUUCCCGGUCAUGGCGGGCCUAGCCCUUUGCACCGCCACAGAGAUCAGCUUCAACAUGCUCGGCUUCUCUGCCGCCCUCUCCACCAACAUCAUGGACUGUUUGCAGAACGUGUUCUCCAAAAAACUGCUCAGCGGAGACACAUACAAGUUCAGCCCUCCAGAGCUGCAGUUCUAUACCAGUGCAGCGGCAGUCAUCAUGCUCAUACCUGCCUGGAUGUUCCUUUUGGACAUCCCAGUGAUCGGGAAGAGCGGCCGGAGCUUCAUCUUCAAUCAGGACGUCAUCCUGUUGCUGCUCUUCGACGGCGGCCUGUUCCACCUGCAGAGCGUCACUGCCUACGCUCUCAUGGGCCGGAUUUCCCCUGUAACCUUCAGUGUGGCCAGCACCGUCAAACAUGCCUUGUCGGUUUGGCUGAGCGUCAUCGUGUUCAGCAACCAGAUCAGCAUCUUCAGCGCCAUCGGCACCUUACUCGUGUUCCUCGGGGUCUUUCUGUACAACAAGGCCAGGCAGAGCCAGAGGGCGACCUUGCAGGCCAAGGCUGCUGAGCAGAGCCACAAACUACUUCUACAGGACGAGAACCAAGCCCCCCAGUCCCACUGAGGACUCAGAUCUUCCGAAGGAAAUGCUUGCCUGAAAUGGGAUCAAGGGGUGAACAAACAUCUAUUUGCUUUCCUGUGGCUGUCCAAUGAGGUUGACUGGAUAUUGAUUUGUUCUUCACCGUGCACACAUUCCAGUCAAAGAGGACCCUCUUGCGUUUUCCCAGGAUGCAUUGGGUGUCAUUGUCCUGUCUUCGAGCUUAUGGUAGAGUUUGAGGACUGACUUUGACCCUAACCCGAUUCGUUCUUGCACAUACUUGACCCUUUGCUUCGUCUGAUAUGGGUCACUAAAAAAGGGGAGGGUAGCUCAGGGAGUCCUUCAUCCUUUUGAAGGGAGUGACUUCUGUAAGCCCCUUUUGUCUUAUACGUGCACUCAAGAGUGUGCCGGUUUAUCUCAUCUGUGGUUCUUUUGCUUUUGUGAAAAUCUGUAAAUCAUUGGCGCUUUAAGAUUUUAAAUACUGUGUCUGUCUUGACUGCAUCUGAAUUGAGAUGUAAAUAGGGCAUCGGCCCCAGACACCGGGAGGCCUUUUGGAGGCGCCUCCUUUCUUCUUUUUUUAAAACAAAGGUGUGGAACAUUUGAAAGCCACAUACUGCAUUCCAGGAAUGCUCAUCCUCCAAUCACUAAGUGUGACGGGUAAAUGUCGGGGUUUAUGUACUUACAUUUUUCUUUGUAAACUGACUCUUCCCCCAGUGCAUGCUGGGAUCGCAGCCUUCAAUCUGAAAGGGGCCUUAGAGAAUGAACGAAUGGAUUGGCACGGUGCUGUAGAUUACGCACUCAUAAUCUUUUAGAAAAAAACGCUUUAUUACAACUUGGGUAUUAUUUUUCGCGGCUCCGUCACGUCCAGCAGUCGGAACAAUCGAGCGGUUUUAAACAGACCAGCGAGUUAUUCACAUCAGUAGGCGAACUGUUGAAGGAGUUCUCAAGUUGUCUGUCGUAAGCAUCCAUUGGUCUACAAACAACUUCCUGGUUCAGUGCCCUACUGUACUUUUGGUUUUUCCUCCAAAAGUAGAGUCAACUGCAAAAACAUAGCCCUAACUUGUAAUAUACCAGUUUCCAUUCCAAAAAAAGCUUCCUGUCCCAUGGAUCAAACCACUAUUAAUUUAUCCCAACACGGUUGAGUGUAAAAGCUAUACCAUGAAAGUGUCAUCUCUGAGCCACCCUGUCGUCGGUGAUACUUUCAAACACAUAUCGGCUGCUCAUGAAUACGUCUGUGAUACUUUUGAAGCCAAUUGUUUUCCCUCAUUGACACUGUGCCAAAAAACGCUUGCAUUGUGUCAAUAAUCUAAUGUACAUAUGAAUUUUAUUCUGACCAUAGCGCUUCACUCACGCGAGUCUCCUACACCACAUGGUGUGUGAGUCCAGACAUAUACAUUUUCGUAACUAACUAAAUCCAUCAGGCGUCUGACGGGACACAUCUGUGUUAAUCAUUGUCUGAAGAUCAUUUUAGAGUUUUGCAGUUGUUGUGUUAUGUGCUCAUACUUCGGCAUCUGUUUUUGAACAUGAGCCUAUGGGUUGUCUUGAGUUGAACAUCUUCCUUUUUAGAUUAAACAUUAACAUUUUCAUUCUA